AUGGCACCGCAGCUCCCACCGGAGAUUCUCUACCAAAUCCUGGGAUGUCUUUUCGACGAUCUCCUCUCACUGCGAUCUGCCGUGCGGUUAAGCAAGAUCUGGGCUGAACAUGCCAUCAGCAUGCUCUGGGAGAAACCCCUGGUGUCUGGCGGCCGUCACUACGGAUCGCAGACAGAUACGCGCGGCAUAUCCGCGAAUUGGACUUCCGAGACAAACAAGGGUGGUCAGCAACACGCCCACUUUCACGUCUUGGGCCAGAAGUUGUGCGUGGGUCAGUACAUUCAGCCGGCGCUGGAGGAUUUUACAUUCUAUGGCGCCCAACCCGAGGAGGACCUUAUCUUGACCCGUCUAGGUACUCUCGAAUUGACGGUAGAUUCGAAAGCCGUGAAAUCCUUGGCGGGGGCGAUCGGGUUCAUUCGGAGCCUGACCCUCUUGAUCUGUGAUACCGACCACAGCGUUUUGCCACUGCUCGGGUCGCUCGUCCACCUCCGGGAGCUGGAACUUAGGUAUGACGAGGAACUGAACGUGCUACGGGAAGACUUGCUCGCGCCGCAGGGGUUGAGGCACCUUGAGUUGUUCAAGAUUGACUCGCGGGUAGAUCUCUGGUCCCCCACGCUGACGGACCAAGACGUCACCAAGCUGUGGGCCAGCUGGGUAUACUUCCGAAACCGAACGCCGCUGGACCAAAAAGUAGUCACCAUGUUCCAAAUAAGGACUGACCAGAAGUACAAUGCAUGA
Aspergillus campestris IBT 28561 is the source of this 738-nucleotide messenger RNA. RefSeq lists its product as uncharacterized. The transcript has 3 exons. NCBI's taxonomy places the organism in Eukaryota, Fungi, Ascomycota, Eurotiomycetes, Eurotiales, Aspergillaceae. Bases 1 to 738 code for a protein of 245 amino acids. The record is from RefSeq and is a predicted model, not a curated record.